Hirundo rustica (Barn swallow) is the source of this 2578-nucleotide messenger RNA. RefSeq names its product suppressor of cytokine signaling 6 (gene SOCS6). Gene Ontology annotation, cellular component: phosphatidylinositol 3-kinase complex. Bases 562 to 2166 code for a protein of 534 amino acids. Gene Ontology annotation, biological process: phosphatidylinositol phosphate biosynthetic process; regulation of growth; protein ubiquitination. The record is from RefSeq and is a predicted model, not a curated record. Gene Ontology annotation, molecular function: 1-phosphatidylinositol-3-kinase regulator activity. The transcript is spliced from 5 exons. NCBI's taxonomy places the organism in Eukaryota, Metazoa, Chordata, Aves, Passeriformes, Hirundinidae.
CGGCGAGGGAGGGAGCCAGAGCCGAAGCCGGGCCGGGCCCCGCGAAAGCAACAGCAAAACCAGCUCCUCCUUCUCCUCCGCCUCGAUUGUGAAGCUGGACAGUGACCUUGGGUUACUCUUGGAGAGGGAUGGUUUGAAGAAAUGGUAACUGGUCCUUAUUGUUCUAAGUUUUUUCCCCACUGUAGCUGAAUGAUCUUAAGCUAUUGAAACGAAAACCUGUCGCCUACUUCAGUCUCUCCUGGUGAAUAAAACCAAACCGAAAACAAACUGGCCUAUGAUUAUUGCCCUGGAUGAAAUUGGAAAGCUGACUGUACAUAAGUCCACCAAGGUUGGAAGAUUUCUUGAAAGAAUCUUAGACUCCUUCAGCUUGCCAUGCUUAGCCUGGAGCCAGGCUUGCUGCUGCAGGUUGUGCUGCUAGCAUCGCACAUAUUUGGAGGAAAUGGCUCUUGAAGUUAAAUGAGGCUGGAUAAAACACCUAAAUGAAGCAGAAGCUGUUCUUCGUGUGUUAGGGCUAUAUCACUGCAAGCACUGCUGAUCAGCCAGACUUGGUAACUUGUCAUAAUGAAGAAAAUUAGUCUCAAAACAAUUCGCAAGUCCUUUAACUUAAAUAAAAGUAAAGAUGAAAGUGACUUUGUAGUGGUUCAGCAACCGUCAUUAAGUGAAUUUGGAAAAGAUGACUCCUUGUUUGGCAGCUGCUAUGGUAAAGAUUUGGCUAGCUGUGAAGUCAAUAGUGAAGAUGAAAAAGGAGGCAAAAAUAGAUCAAAAAGUGAAAGUUUAAUGGGUACAUUAAAAAGGAGGCUUUCAGCAAAACAAAAGCAGAAAGGCAAAGGCAGCACACCAUCUGUAAGCUCUGCAGAUGAUGACACAUUUUCUUCCUCAUCUGCUCCAAUAACCUUCAAAGAUGUGCGAGCUCAAAGACCUCUGAGAUCCACUUCCCUCCGUAAUCACCAUUACAGCCCAACUCCGUGGCCCCUUCGACCUACAAAUUCAGAGGAAACUUGCAUCAAAAUGGAAGUGAAAGUCAAGGCCUUGGUCCAUUCCUCUAAUCCAAGCCCAGCACUGAAUGGUGUUCGAAAGGACUUCCAUGACUUGCAGACAGAAAAUGUGUUCCAGGAACAAACCAAUGCGUUAAAAAGUACGGAAUCUCAGAACGGGGACUUGCAUCUUCAUAUCGAUGAACAUGUGCCUGUAGUUAUUGGAUUAAUGCCUCAGGACUACAUUCAGUAUACUGUGCCUUUAGAUGAGGGAAUGUAUCCUUUGGAAGGAUCACGUAGUUACUGUCUGGAUAGUUCCUCACCCAUGGAAGUUUCGACUGUUUCUCCUCAAGUGGGGGGAAAUGCUUUCCAUGAAGAUGAGAGCCAAGUGGAUCAGGAUGUAGUCGUUGCACCGGAUAUCUUUGUGGACCAGACGGUGAAUGGUUUGUUGAUUGGUACCACAGGAGUCAUGUUGCAAAGCCCAAGAGUUAAUCAUAGUGAUGUCCCUCCACUCUCACCUUUGCUACCUCCAAUGCAGAAUAAUCAAAUCCAAAGGAACUUCAAUGGAUUAAAUGGCACAGAUGCCCAUGUGGCUGAAAGUAUGCGCUGCCAUUUGAAUUUUGAUCCUAACACUGCCCCAGGAGUUGGAAGAGUUUAUGACUCUGUACAGAACAGCGGUCCUAUGGUUGUGACAAGCCUCACAGAAGAACUGAAAAAACUUGCAAAACAAGGAUGGUACUGGGGCCCCAUUACACGCUGGGAGGCAGAGGGAAAAUUAGCUAAUGUGCCUGAUGGCUCGUUUCUCGUUCGAGAUAGUUCUGAUGAUCGUUAUCUUUUAAGUUUGAGUUUUCGUUCCCAUGGAAAAACUCUUCACACUAGAAUUGAACACUCAAAUGGUAGGUUUAGUUUUUAUGAACAGCCAGAUGUGGAGGGACAUACGUCUAUAGUUGACUUAAUUGAACAUUCAAUCAGGGACUCUGAAAAUGGAGCUUUCUGCUAUUCGAGAUCCCGGCUGCCUGGAUCUGCAACUUACCCAGUGAGACUGACAAAUCCAGUAUCCCGGUUUAUGCAGGUGCGCUCUUUACAGUACCUGUGUCGUUUUGUAAUACGUCAGUACACCAGAAUAGACCUGAUUCAAAAACUGCCUUUGCCAAACAAAAUGAAGGAUUAUUUACAGGAAAAGCACUACUGAAAGCUUACGGGAAUCUUGCAUCUUGCACUUUGGGAACAACAACAACAAAAAGAGAUUGAAUUACAGUUUACAGACUUUCAUUAUUAUAAAAAUCUUUUGCUGCCAUAAAAAUAUUUCAUUUUUGUGUGUAAAAGAAAAGUAAUGCAUUUGGAUUUAUGUUUGUUUUGGGGGGUUUUGUGUAUUUUGGGAGGCUUUUUUUUCUUGUUUCGUUUUGUUGGAAAGACUGAUCUCAAGUUUAUUUUUAGAAGUGUGAAAUAGCUAUCUUUCAUCAAUGUGCAGAUUAAUCACAAUGUGAAUGAUCAAAUUCUCCUUAAUUUCCCCCAAGUCCUUUGCUGCUAUCCACUGUGAUUUUUAUGCAUUGAAAGCACAUUUCAUGUGUAUUCAACGAUAAGUAAAAGUCAAAUUAAACUUG